Molecule: messenger RNA, 4858 nt
Organism: Hippopotamus amphibius kiboko
Lineage: Eukaryota; Metazoa; Chordata; Mammalia; Artiodactyla; Hippopotamidae
Gene: ATPSCKMT
Product: ATP synthase c subunit lysine N-methyltransferase
Exons: 6
Coding region: 81-857 (258 amino acids)
Biological process (GO): regulation of mitochondrial ATP synthesis coupled proton transport; peptidyl-lysine trimethylation; positive regulation of proton-transporting ATP synthase activity, rotational mechanism
Cellular component (GO): mitochondrion
Molecular function (GO): protein-lysine N-methyltransferase activity
Source: RefSeq, a predicted model, not a curated record
GACCUUGAGAACCCACAAGCCAGGAGCUCAUUUACUUAGAGCAUUAUUUUCUGCCUCCUUCCCACCCCGGCUCCGAGAAGAUGGUAGAGUCCACUUCCGGCUUUUUAACUACCGGAAAUCUCGCGAUGGAGGGAGGAGGGACACCUCCAGGAGCCCUUAGAGAAGAAAGGCAGCUGGGAUGUGUUCCCCCGACAAGUCCUGAAGCCAACAGCUUGAGGAAAAGCAGUUGGGGGUUCUUAUUUACUGGCAUCGUUGGGGGGAUGCUGGUGGCUGUGUAUGCUGUGGCCACACCAUUUAUAACACCAGCCCUCCGAAGAAUCUGUCUGCCUUUCGUACCUGCAACUACAAAGCAGGUUGAAAAUGUUGUGAAAAUGUUGCGGGGCAGGAGGGGACCCCUGGUAGACAUCGGUAGUGGCGAUGGACGAAUUGUGAUAGCAGCUGCAAAGGAAGGCUUCACCGCUGUGGGUUACGAACUAAACCCCUGGCUUGUCUGGUACUCGAGGUACUGUGCCCGGCGGGAAGGGGUGCAGGCAUCGGCCAGAUUUUACAUCUCAGACCUGUGGAAGGUCACGUUUUCGCAGUACUCGAACGUUGUCAUCUUCGGUGUGCCCCAGAUGACACAUCUUCAAUACGGAGCUCGCAGCUUUAGCUGUCCCCAGAAGAAGGGAGCAGGUGGAGUACACGAAGCACCCACGUUCCCUGGAAUAAGAGGGAUUCAGCCAGCAUGGCCUCUUCCACGCAGAUGCCGCAGUUGGAGAAGAAGCUUGAGCUUGAGCUUGAGGAUGACGCUAGAGUCAUUGCUUGCCGGUUCCCCUUCCCGCGCUGGACCCCGGCCCAGGUCAUGGGGGAGGGGAUAGACACUGUGUGGGCCUACGAUGUGAGCUCUUUCAGGAGAAGGGAGAAGAGGCCCUGAAGAUCCGUACAUUUCCAGUCGGUCAUUCAAACAGAAACCUUAUCCGGAGAGAUAGAGACUUAGAGCUGUGUCUUCAGCGAAGAGUAUAUUUUUCCUUGUUAUGGAAUGAGAAAUUAUGAUUGCUUUCCUUAACUUUUGGAGAAAAUAAACAAAUUGAGAGCAGCAGGUAGAUGUAAAGCCCCUUUCAUAGUAUAUUCUAACAAAUGUGCUCACUGCUCUUCAUGCGCUCGGAUAUAUGGAAAUAUGAAUAGGCGAUGGUCAGUUGAUGGGUGGGGAAGAUGUCAGCAGCUUUUCUCAUUACAAAGAAUACGACUUAAUGCCACAGAUGAGAAGAAACAAUUUUUAAAGAGGGAAUGUACUUGUGAAUAUUUGCGGUUUCCUCUCAUUUUGUUCAUACUUACCUCUUUUUUUUUCUGUAUUUCCAGGCAAAAUUAAUUUUCUAAAGGAUUUAGAAAGGUAUUUAUAUUUUAUAACACUAAUUAGGAAUAAUUUUGGUUCAAGGCUAGUGGAUUACUGAAUUUUGUUGGAUCUAAGAUGUAUGUGUGUGUAGAUGUGCGUAUGUACACACAGUCUAAUGUUUCUGAAAUUGUGACGUGCUUUCCAAAUGAUGGUGUGUCAUCACUGUGAUCUGCACUGUUGUGUUUCAUGAUGUAGUCGUAUAUCAGCCACAGCUGACAGACUCUCAGAUUUCAGAGAAGACAUAAGGUGUAGUGGAGUGGUUGGUAUGGAUUUAAUAGUGAAAUAAAUGAUCCUGAGCUCUGGUGUAAGCCAGACCUUCAUUGUCAGCAGGGGCCUUGGACAGGUGGUUUCCCCUUGGUUUCCUGAGCAUCCCUGUCGCUGGGAUGAUGAUACCCUGAAUAGGGGGCUGGGGCCGAUCUGUAAAACUCAUGGCACAAAGUCUGAGGCCUGUAAGUGGGGUUUAUUAUUUUAGACACUAAAGAAAAGCUUAUUCACAGAAGUUGCAGAUUAUUUGUGCUAGUCACUUCUUUAUUUUAUGAAAGCAGUCAUUUAUUUAAUAUUUCUCAUUUAUGAGAAGAGACUUGACUGAUUUAGAUAAGGAAGACCUUUGCAUGUGAGGAGACAAGCUUCACAUAUCUGAGAAAUUAAUAUUGAAUGGUGGCUCCAGUAAUCCCCGUGUAUCACAGGAAGAAAUUAAACUCCCAGUCACACACCUGAAACCUAAAUACCAAACCAUCUUAAGAGAGAUUUGAUAAAAUGAGAUGGUUUGCAUCUUUAAAUUGAUAACAAUAUGAUCAAUUUGAUAAUCUUUUUUAAUGAGGAGCAACUGGGGACCCAGUCAUCCCUUCGGCAAAUGCUUAUUGAGUGUCUGCUGUGUAACAGGUUUUUCCCAUUCAAUGAUGAGUGACAUGCCAGUCCCCGCAUCUUGUGGGAUUUAUGUUCUAGAAGAGAGACGAGCAGGCGAGUGAACGUUACUGUGUGUCAGGUUCUCUGGAAGAAGUAAACAGUGUGAUGGUGUAGAGAGGAACUGUGUGUGUCUGGGCUGAGGAGGUGGGAUGUUGGGGACAUUGGUCAGGCUUUUGCUGCCACCAUCCAUCCCUUUCCCAAUAGUCCCCAAUUUCCUCGUGAAGAAUGAAUUCUUUCCUACUGUGUGUGGUUUUGGUGUCUGCCCCUUGCGGCCACCUUCCACUCCAGUCAGCCCUGUCACUUGCCUGGGCACAUCUGGAGAAGGACCUCUCACAGCUCCCUGCCAGGAGGGUGGGGUGGACAGUGGAACCUUGGAGGUAUUCCGUGACUUCCUAGACAUAUUCCUGCUGGACUUGUAGCCUCAGGCUAUCUAUAGAGUCAUGUACGACUUGCUGUGUUGGAGGUUCUUCCUUUAGCUUCUUGAGAAUUAGAUGAUGCUUGGCCUUGCAACCUUAGAGAAAAACGGACCAUUUCCCGGACGUUUUGUGAUUCAUGGUGUCUGCGGGGCCUUUAAUUGAUUUUUAGUUACUAGGUUAAGGACAUUUGAUUAAAUUUGCAAAUAACACAAGGCGGGGAAUGGGAGCUACUAUGUUUGAUGUCAAAAAUAGGAUUAAAAAAUGUCUAUACAGGUUGAAAUCAGAGGCAGUGCUAACUUGAUAGAAUUUAAAGUUAAAAAAAAACAGCAGUAGAAAUCCAGCUUAGAGGUCACGUAGCCUAAUAGGAGCCUUUGUGAACAGACCUGGAAGUUCCAUCAACACUCAGGUGCUCAAAGGUUCGAGCACAUUCCCCUCUGAGCGCAUCUUUCUCCAGAAGCAUGGCCCUGGGAUCGCGAUAACUUGUGUUCCCCAGGUGGGCACCUUAUCAGACCCUCCCCAGCUCUGGCAUUCAGACCCGUCGAAAUGUGCUUAGCUCUACCAAGAGCACAUGAAACCAAGCUUAGAAGAUGUAAGAAAUGAGACUGUCUUCCACAUACGCUGUUCAGCGUUGCUGGGAGACGGCAUACACCAGGACAGAUGAGACCCAGAAUAGAAAAAAUGCAACAUUCCUGAUAUUUAAACCACGCAGUUGGGUACUACCCCACCACCAAAGUACUUUCCCUGAUGGCCAAAAUAAUUAGAGACCCGCUGUGAAGAAAUUAAUGUUCUCAAGUCCAGGAGUCUUCUAAGCUUGUGCUAGUAUGUUUAUUUCCUAGCUUUGCCCUGGCCGAGUGCAUUCCAGAGAAGACAUCAAAGUCAUUGCAGAGCAUAGGGCAGGAGUCUACUUAAGUCUCCACAGAUGGACAGGAAGCACAUCCCUUGGUCGUGUGGUGUGUCUUGUCACUCACUGGGACCCUAGUGUGACCAGCCCUUUAUUAAGAUAUUGGGGUCAUCUGGGCCACAGUGGAGUGUUCCCCACUGGCUGGGGCAGCAAAGUCUGCUGACGCAGGCAGCAGGGGGUGCCAGUGGGCCAGCCAAGGAGGUGUGCAGACUGUGUUCCCUCCUGCCCCGCAGCCCUCUCCCCUCUCCUUGGUGACAGACCCCGGCUCUUCAGGAGUCAGGCAUCGACGUGUUCAGGGACAGUGGGCCCUGCCUUGGUCCGGUCCCAUCCCCUGGGCACCAGGAUGGGCUGUGAGCAUGUAAUCCAGGUCCCCCCAGUGAGGUUGGAGGGGAGUCUGCUGGGAACUUGGGGAAAGGUUUUGCGGCAGGAACACCUGAAGUUUCAGCAGCCAUUUUGCAACCACCAGGGGGAAAAUGAAGAUGAAACCCAAGAUGCUGAGGCUGGAGGAGCAGAAUGAAGGAAAGGCUCUGGGUCUUUGCUGACACACUGAGUGGCUGAACUGACCUGGAGCCUCCAACUUAAGCUGCUUUUAAGCAGGGGCUGUGUUGUUUGCACACUCAGCAGCCUGAUGGAGACGGGGGAUUGAGGCUGCACUGGGGUGAGGGGUGCCUGGCAGUGUGCAUGGCGGGCACUGCGAGCCCACUCCCCCCGUGUGGAGGGCACUGGACGAGGUGGCACAUGCAAGCAAGCUUGGAAGAUGUGUCUGGAGUGUCCCAGGAGGGUGGAGAGCUCCCAGGAGCAGGGAACCCCACUGCCAGAGUAGCUCCAGAUUGGAGUUGAGGAAUUGUACCAGGUCAAGGGGGCUGUGCACUUGCACCCAGCCUUCAUAGCCGACAUCCCAGGAGAGCAUCCUGUCCUUGGGUACACGGGCGGGGUUGAGUACAGCAGAGCCUCAGCUGUAUUCGUGCCCCCCCCAGGGAGUUCUGAAGGGGGAGAGAUGCUUUCUCAGGAUUGGAGAGGAAUUAGGGAAAGAAAGGCAAGAAGUCACCUCAGCUUGCCCUUCCUGGCAGGUAGGGUUGCCAAGUAGAGCAGAUGUAUUAUGGGCUGCACGUUUGUGUCCCGCAAAAUUCCUGUGUUGAAAUCGUAACCCCCGCCCCCGCCCCGUUGUGGUGGUAUCAGGAGGUGGGGCCUUUGCUUUAGAUAAUGAGGGUGCAGCCCUCAUCCUUGGGAUCAGUGCCCUGGCAAAAGAGACUGCAGAGAACU